Molecule: messenger RNA, 1149 nt
Organism: Tarenaya hassleriana
Lineage: Eukaryota; Viridiplantae; Streptophyta; Magnoliopsida; Brassicales; Cleomaceae
Exons: 3
Coding region: 1-1149 (382 amino acids)
Molecular function (GO): nucleic acid binding; zinc ion binding
Source: RefSeq, a predicted model, not a curated record
AUGACCGGGGUAGAUGGCAUAGCAUUGACAUUACUCGGAUGGGUUCGGUAUCGAGCAGAGAUAGCGAGUCACCAUCUGUUCGGACAAGCUCGCCACUGGUGGGAUGGAGUUGUGCGAGACACUAUUCCUGGACAUCAGUUCACGUGGGAUGAGUUUCGAGCUGAGUUCGAGGAGAAAUAUUACAAGCGACAUGAUCAGGAACAUCGUCUCGUGGAGUUCAUCAAUCUCCAGCAGGGUGACCGUUCUGUUGGUGACUAUGAGGCGGAAUUUACUAGGCUCCUACGAUAUGGAGCUAAUCUUGUUCCUACCGAAAGAUUGAAGAUUCAGAAGUUUGUUGCUGGUCUUCGCCCCUCUCUGCGAAGGAAGAUCGAGGUACUGGAGUAUCCUACCUUGAACCGAUACAUCUGCCAGCUCGAGAAGAUGGAGCGAGGCGAGCGUGAGGAGCUGCAGGAGGCCCGGAUCCGAGACCGAACCCCAACCAGAAGAUUCUUCAUUAGUCGACCUUCCACCAGUACUGGUCAGACUAGUGACUCCCGAGACAAGGGGAAAUUACCGGUGGUUCGGCCACCACCACCACAGUCAUCCCAGAGGAGGCCUUGUCCCCGAUGCAGGCGAGUCCACUUUGGACCAUGCAGUACUCCUCCGACAUGUUACCAGUGUGGACGAUCGGGACACAUUGCGACAUACUGCCCGGAAAAGGGGACCGCCCCGACGAACGCCAAACCUCUUCGCAUUCAGCCUUUACAGCAGUCUGGCGUUGCACCGAGAGUUUACGUGUUGGCGGCAGAGGCCGAUACUCAGGGCGAGGAGUACUACGUUGAAGAACCAACCGCUGAAGAUACUGUUGCAGAGGAGGACUCCGAGCAGACCGAUGCUGCCGCUAUUACUGGUACUUUGUACAUAUAUGAUAUUUCUUGUCAUGCCUUGUUUGAUACCGGGGUUACACACAGUUUUCUGAGUGUGAAGAAAACUGAUGAGUUAGCUUUUACGGAUGUCGAUACUACUAGUCGAUAUCAGAUACGUACGCCCGGCGGAGAGAUCCUUCCUAUGCGCGGAAUAUUGCAUGACAUGCCAUUACAAAUUUGUGGAAGGGAUCUUCCUGCCGAUUUGAUUAUCGUACCUAUUCAAGGGUACAUAACCAUUACUUAA